GAGCUCACUCAGUUCUCAUUCGUAAUUCGACAAGCAAAGUUCGUCCCAUCCCGCAUACUCAACCUCGAAUCUUCUUACCAACAAAAAUUCGAUAAAUCCCACUCAAAAAAUGGCAAGACCAUCAAGCCGCAGCAUCCCCCGCGUCGCCCUCGCCCCUCCCUCGACUCCUGCACCCGAGAACCAAAGAAGACUGGCCUUUUCCAGAAUAAACAACAUCGUCACGGGUGUGGGCGUAUCUAACCCGGCGCCAGUGGACAGCAACAACAACAGCCGCCACGAGAGGUUCCGGAUCUUUAUCAGCGUCAUCAACUACAACGAUCGUCGAUCGGCAACUUCUAAUGCCGAUCCAACCGUCGCAAACACUAGAAGGAUCGAGAGGAGCGUCAGAAACCGAUCCGCUGCUUCGAGGCCGUCUCAACGUCCUGAAGGAGCUAGAGGCAGAAGUGCCAGGAGGGCUGAGAGAGAACAGCAGGAAGAGGAAGAGGAGGAGGAGGACGAGGUGGAUAGCGAGGACGACGAGUUUACCUCGUCGAGGAGAUCGUCGAGGAGGAGAGGAAAGUGCGACCACAAUCACGCGCUGGAGAAGAGCUUCUGUUCGAAGUGUCACAUUCGGCGUCGUCAUCUGUGCCGCUGGUGGUGUCGACAGCAGUAUCGCCGGCAGGUCUGAAAGAUACACGCACACACACACACACACGUACACCAAUUCCGUCGAGCUGGCUGUGACAGCUUAGAAUUGGCAAACUUCGAGGGCGACGAACCGAGGAAAGCGCUUAUUCGUCGAGGCUCUUGCUUUCGUUACUGUGAUCGACAUCAGACUAUUCGAUUUUUUAAUUUAUUGAUUAUAAUAUUCACACCCCGUUGACUAGUCUGACGUUCAGCGUGAAUUUACUUUUAUCUAUAUAUAAGCAAUUUUCCAUUGUCUAACGGUUUGGAAGACUGUGUUUUUAAACGUAGCAUAUAAAAUAAAUUUAUUUUCAUUACUAUUCUACGA
This is a messenger RNA of Nasonia vitripennis (jewel wasp), 991 nucleotides long. RefSeq lists its product as uncharacterized. The record is from RefSeq and is a predicted model, not a curated record. The transcript has 2 exons. Bases 110 to 667 code for a protein of 185 amino acids. NCBI's taxonomy places the organism in Eukaryota, Metazoa, Arthropoda, Insecta, Hymenoptera, Pteromalidae.